This is a messenger RNA of Carassius carassius (crucian carp), 2084 nucleotides long. RefSeq lists its product as uncharacterized. Gene Ontology annotation, molecular function: catalytic activity. The record is from RefSeq and is a predicted model, not a curated record. Bases 1044 to 2084 code for a protein of 346 amino acids. The transcript has 2 exons. NCBI's taxonomy places the organism in Eukaryota, Metazoa, Chordata, Actinopteri, Cypriniformes, Cyprinidae.
GAUAAAGCUGAGGUACACAGUGCAGGAGAAGUAGAAGUAGCAACGGAGUUUAAAGUAGUUGUGAAAUUGGUUAAAGAGGGCGAGUCGUUUAGUAAGUUGAAUCCGGUUAAGCUUACAAAAGAGAUUAACACACUGGUUGGAAAAGUGAAAUGUGCAAAAGUCUUGCGGGACGGGUCUUUGUUAAUCAUCUGUAAUGAUGCCAAACACAAAGAGAGAGCACUCAGUUUGAGUAAAGUUUUGGGUGAAAAUGUAAGUGGAAAAUUGCUUGACAGUGGAAAGUAUUUGCGUGGGGUCAUUACAGGCAUUCCACCUGAAGUCCCAGUCGAAGAAAUUAAAUCCAAUGUAUCGGGAGGGAAGGUUGUAGAAGUUAGACGACUAAAAAUGAACAGAAAUGGGGAAAGGAGUGAUAGUUUUUCAGUCAUGUUGAAGUUUGAAGAGAGGGUUCUACCAGAUAAAGUCUGUGUUGGUUACAUGAGUUAUGGUGUUAGGCCGUUUAUCCCUCCACCACUUCGAUGUUUUAAAUGUCAAAAGUUUGGACAUGUCGCAGCAGUAUGUAAGGGGAAGCAGAGGUGUGGGAGAUGUGCCGGGGAUCAUGAAUAUGGGAAGUGUGAGGAAGGAGCUGCCUUGAAAUGUUGUAACUGUGGAGGUGAGCAUAGCUCAGCUUAUAGGGGAUGUACAGUUAGCAAAAGAGCUGAAGAAGUACAGAAGGUUAAAAUCCAAACUGGGGUCUCAUUUGCGGAAGCGGCUAGGAAAGUACCUGCUCAGCCAAUUGUACAGGUGAACAAAACAAUGGCUGUAGAGGCAUGUAGUUCAGCUUGUCAAGGAUGCAGUAAGAUCAAAGAAGAUACUCUUCUCAUGAGAAAAGAUAACUUUGUUUUGUUCAUGGUAGAGAUUAUUAAUUGUACUGCUCAAGCUGAAAGGAAGACGGAAAAAAUUCAAAUAAUUGUAAAAGCAGCGCAGAAGUACCUCGGUUUUAAAAAUACUAGCUGGGAAUUAGUGGAAGAGAGAUUAAAUGAGAGUCAAUUUUCAUCCCAACCUCAAACAUGGAGUGGUGUACCGUCUGUCUCAUGAUAAUUAUCCUCCAGUGGAAUGCAAGAAGUCUCAUUAGUAAUGGUCAAGAGUUUAAGAAGUACAUCUCUGAUUUGGAAGAUAGGCCCCAUAUAAUAUGUAUUCAGGAGACAUGGCUCAAACCUCAGUUAGAUUUUAUUAUUCAAGGUUACACAGCAAUAAGAAAUGAUAGGAAGGAUAGACAAGGUGGGGGAGUAGCAACAUUUGUUCAAGAUGGUCUGAGGUAUAAAGUUGAAAAUAUGGGGCAGGAAUAUGAAUCAGUAGUUGUUAAAAUCUGGAUAGGUAAUGAUCAAGUUUCAGUGGUUAAUUUUUAUAAUCCUAGUAAGAGGUUGAGUAUUGAGGACCUAGGUGCUGUAAGUGGACAGAGUCAAGGAAAGAUAGUGUGGUGCGGUGAUUUUAAUUCUUAUAAUGUAUUAUGGGGAAGCCUGAAUACAGAUGCAAAUGGUGUGAUUAUUGAGGAGUUCCUUGAAUUGAAUUCGCUUGUUUGCAUUAAUGAUGGUAGAGGUACAAGAUAUGAUUGUUGUAGAAACACAGAGAGUUAUUUGGAUUUAACAUUUAUAUCGAGUGGAAUGGCAGGUAUUACAUCAUGGGAGGUGUUAAGUGAAUUACCUAUGGGUAGUGAUCACUUCCCUAUAAUUGUAACAGUUGGAAUUGAUGUAAUUAAAGAAGACGAAGUGCGGGUACCGAGAUGGAGGUUAGAUAAAGCCAACUGGGAAUUAUUUCAAGUUUUAGCUGAGAGGAAGUGUGGUGAAUUAGAUGAAAGGUGUUUGAAGGAUGUGGAAUUAUUUAACUCUGAAUUUGUGUCUAAUAUUCUUCAGGUGGCUGAGGUUUCAAUCCCAAAGACUGGUGGAAGAGGAGUUAAAAAGUCUGUACCAUGGUGGAAUGAGCAGUGUAGUGCUGCAAUUAAACAGAGAAGUGGCGGUAAAUGCACCUUAAGUUGGUCUGCCAACCGCCAGUUAAACUCUAAAAGAAGAAGAAGAAGAAGAAUAGAGGAAGUCUGUAAUGGUGACGGAUGA